Molecule: messenger RNA, 2652 nt
Organism: Theileria equi strain WA
Lineage: Eukaryota; Apicomplexa; Aconoidasida; Piroplasmida; Theileriidae
Product: zinc finger protein DHHC domain-containing protein
Exons: 4
Coding region: 1-2652 (883 amino acids)
Biological process (GO): peptidyl-L-cysteine S-palmitoylation; protein targeting to membrane
Cellular component (GO): Golgi apparatus; endoplasmic reticulum
Molecular function (GO): protein-cysteine S-palmitoyltransferase activity
Source: RefSeq, a predicted model, not a curated record
AUGGGUGGUAUUUUAACGUUAAACCUAAAGAAAAAAUGUGGAGAGGAUGGAACAUGUACAUGUCAAAGUGGCAGUAAUAUACCUGGCAUAGAGGCCAAAAAAUUUGUUGAUAAACCUACUAAAGGCUUCAUCAAAUAUGUUCAUUAUACUACAGGAGGAAUAUUUAAGCUAAGCAAGACACUCGGUAGCAAUGGAGGUAGGAUAAUAGAGGUAGGAGGAACAGGAGCAAGAAAACCCAUAGAAGGUGUCAAGGAAGUAGCAGUAUAUUACUGGAAUGGAGCCCCUAAUAAACCAAUCCUUCUUGGAAUUACCAAGGAUUAUGGUCAACCUACAUUAUAUGGAAAAUACCUUAGUUUUUGGGGCAACGAGCAAGUGAAAGGUCUGGGUGAACUAGAUGCACUUGAUGAUUUUAACUGCAAGAUUAAUGAUGCAGUAGUAUUUAACAUAACUAGCUCUCAGUCAAGUGAUCUUCUCAAUAACUCCAAUUCUACUUGUAUAACUAAAUAUAGAAAUAUUGCGGAAUCUAAUCCUCCAAAUAACCCUUCGGGUAGUGAGUACGUUACUACAGCAUACAAAAUUCAUGGUCAUAACACAAAAAUUUCCAGAGUAACAUAUAAGGGAAAAGAUACUGAUAUUGAUCUCACUAAGCACGGUCCAGUUUCUCAAAUCAGACUCUAUUCAUAUCCUGGUAGUGUUAGCGUACCUAUUAUGCUCGAGUUCAAGCCACCUGAUAGUGGAACAUCUAGGUGGUUUUAUAGUACAAACAUAAAUGGUGUCAAAUGGCUAGAAACUGGUGAUUCCGGAUUUUAUGAUAACACAGAUAACACUACCCCAAAACCUGCACUUUCCGAACAACUUGAUAAAGUUCUGUGUUCUAAAUAUAACAAUGUUACCCUAAACCUUACCAAAGGAACGUACAACACUGGAGCUAGGUAUUGCUGCGACGACCAUAAAAGUGAUGCCAGGAUCUCUGUUAUAAAAGGAGAGAUCAGAGUAAAUGGUCAGGUAAUGACUUCAUACUACCAGCAUACUAUUAGAAAUGGAUAUAGUCUGGGUGGUAUCUAUUACAAAGAUGGUAGUAACAGGAAUAAGAUAACACUUCCAGGAGUAUCAUUUCCAAUAUCAGGUAUAAAUAAUGUUUAUGUGUUUUACUGUCAAGGGAAUGGACCAUCACUCAUAUAUGUUGACAGUGGAAACUCUGCAGCAAGAGGCUGGUACAAGAAUAGUAAUGGUCAAUGGACAUGGAUCCUUCAGCUCAGUGGGAUAAAGCAUGCUGAUAUAGAUAGCGGGCCUAACUGUUCGAAGUGGAAAAGGCUGAAAGAAGUACUGAGUCCACUGGGUUGUGAUAAAUUGGAAGAUUGUACUUAUGGUAGAGAUAACGAACAAAAAGAUCAAGACGAAAAACAACUAGCAAAAGAAGAGAAAGAAGCAGAAAAGGAACGAAAUAACGCUCUGAAACCACCUCUUACUGCUCCUGUACUCGAAAACUCUCCAAGCACUAUAAACUCUGAUGAUGCUUCUGAACCUGAAGAUUCUGGUGGAGAACAAUCACUAGAACGUUCGGAAACUGAUGCUGGAGGACAGGAGUCUAAGGAAGAAUCUGAAGAAGAGGAUGAUGAGAAGGAAGCUGAGAAAGAAAAAGGAGUUGGUGAAACAUCUCCUGCUCCUGCUAAACUUAUUUCUGGUGUUAAUAAUAGUGGAGAUGGAGAAGGCACUGGUCAAGGACUAUGGGAUGAUAUAGCUACAGCUACUGGUUCUGUACUAGCUGGAUCAGCUAUAGCUCUUGGACUGGCCGAUAAGAUUAUUUGUUCUGCUGCUAAAAGAGCCGGUAGAGCUCCAAAACCAGGACCGAUACCAGGAGUAGUAGGGCAAGAAAAACAUGCUAAAGAUUCUGAACAUCCUCAAAAACAAAAUGUUAGUAAUCCAUCUUCUGUAGAGUCUCAACAUGCUGAUCACGCUUUAAUCAUACUUUUGAUAUGGUCGUUUGUUAUGACCAGUGUGACAGAGCCUGGAUACAUCCCAAGUGAGUGUAUAACGCCUGAAUACACAAGAUGUACAGGAGCAUGGAAACUGGAUUCUAAUUGUAUAUACGAAUGUAAUGAAAGAAAAAGGAACGGUGAAUUUAGGUAUUGCAAGGUGGAAAAUUGUUACAAGCCGGAUAGAGCCCAUUUUUGCAGGAAACUCGGUAAAAAUGUACUAAAAAUGGAUCAUUACUGCCCUUGGGUCUCAAACUGCAUUGGAUUUUACAACUACAAGUUCUUUUUUCAGACCCUCUUUUACUCGAACAGCGUCAAUAUUUUCAUGCUUAAUCACAUUUAUCACGAAUUUUUCAAGGUAUAUUACGAUCAGAACUCAACAUUUAAUGAGUUAUUUUAUUUGGCUUUAAUCGGGACACUCAUUACGAUAAUCACACUGAUCAUUUUCCCGUUUAUGCUCUUCCACUUGUGGUUAAUUUCAAUCAACAAGACCACUAUUGAAUUUUGUGAGUGGAAGGCUUCCGGUUCAUACAACUAUAACCUCGGGAUAAUCUCGAAUUUUAAACAAGUAUUUGGCACAAAUAUUCUCUUUUGGUUUCUCCCAAUUGGCUAUCCGGUUGGGGACGGUCUUCACUUUAAGGGCGGUCUCAAGUAUCAGAGCGUUCUCUCACUCUAA